AUGGAGUUGCUGCGCCCGCGAGGGGCUGCAGCCCCUGCUGCAGCUGGCGGGCCUCCGGCAACUCGUCCGCUGAGACGAAGCGGCACGAAGAGGCGUAUGUUAAUUCCUAUUCAGAAGUCCAGCUCAAACACGGCACAUCCAGGAGCUGAGGAUCUUGUCAGUCUCAAAGAUAUUGAAUGCGGCGGCGGAGAAGCUCCCAGCGGAGAUGAAACCACUCCCAGAAGGCUCCCGCAAACAUUGCAAGACACUGCGGCCAACCGACUCGCAGUGGCAAAUUUGGCGCUCAACCGUGGCAUUCAAUGUGAACGCGGUUCGAGCCAAGACACAAUUGUGGAACUGGGCUCUUCAAGGGGCCCUGCAGUUGCCGAAAUGUUGCCUUCGGCGCAAAGGCGCAUCUUCUAUUCUAUCCUCACUCACGGAGCAGAGGAUGCCAGGUCUGGCAAUCGAGGCCGGCCCGAGGGGUCCCGCAGCAAUGAGAUGGCGGAGGCCGGAGGUGUGGCGGAGGGAGAGGAGAAUCCGAACAGCAAGCGGAAAGACAAUCCGGAUGUAAAAGCGUCCCAUGUCAUUCUCGCAGCUCAGAACAAAGGGUCCCGAGAAAGCCUCACAUUGUGUCCAUUGCGCUACACGGACAAAUCGAUGGAGAAAGAGUUUGCCUAUAACCAAGAAAGGACAGCGCGGUUUCGCAAUGUUUUGGCGGGCCUGUUCGCGUCUUUUCUCGUUGUAGUCGACAUUAUAUUGUAUACAAUGGCGUGGCACGCGGGGGUUUUCGCACAUGAUGUGUUUGUAUUUCGGUCCUCCAUAACAUUUUUUGUGUGCUGCACAAUUUUCUGUUUGUCCUACGCCUUUUCCUACCGCAUUCCGUAUGUUAAGGGGUAUCUGGAGUAUACAUCCUACUUCAUUGCAACUUCUGCUGUAGUAGUGCACUGCGUGCUCGUUCUAUGGUGGAAAUCUUCACUGUACACACAAGAAAAUUUCGUCAAGUUUGCUCCCUCCGUAAGCGAGCUGUUCGGCAUGAGCUUCGACUCCGAGGAUCCUCCAGAUAAGAAAGAUUCUUCCGUUUACCAUUUUGUUGUGCUCUUUAACGAGCUCUUCAUGGGAAUAUCGUUUCAAUCCACCAUUCUUAUCAUUUAUGUCCUGUUUGAUGUCCUAUCGCCUACGCGCUUCUUCAUUGUAUCAAGGAUCCAGGGACUGAACACAAUACUUGGAACGAUUCCCUUCAUUUACGGCGCGACCCAGCUCCCAGAAACACUUCUUCCUAACACAGCGACGAUAGUGUGCAUCUGCACAAUAUCAGCUGCAGGGUUUGUAGGCUCGUACCCAAUGGAACUGCGAAGGCGAGGUCUCUUUUUCGAAUGGCUGUCGAUGAAACGUGCUGUUGCCAACCUCUUGAACAUUAGGAGGAGGGCGCAGAAGGCGGCAGGCAGCAGCAGCGCCCUUGAUGAUAUUCGCUCCAACUUGAACCAGGCUUUGGAAAUCUUGACUGACAUGAAAGCAAAUUCUGGCAAAUUCGACGUAGCAGCAGGAGUCUCCCAAGCACUCACCCUUGUUCAAGAGAGCCUAUUUAUCUUUUCAACUUGCAAGAAUCUUUAUAUUACCAAUGUUGACGAGGAUCUGAAAGAUGAGAGCUUUAUCAAGGCGUUUAACAUCGGAGGGUCUCAGGCGCGGAAUUUGCUGAAUGCCGAAAGCGCCAUCUCUAGCACUGUUGGGGGGAACAGUAGAGUAGGAGGAAAAUUUGGCCAAGGUUUGUACACAAUACACAAAGAACUAAUUGGGUAG
Eimeria necatrix is the source of this 1776-nucleotide messenger RNA. RefSeq lists its product as hypothetical. The transcript is spliced from 6 exons. The record is from RefSeq and is a predicted model, not a curated record. Bases 1 to 1776 code for a protein of 591 amino acids. NCBI's taxonomy places the organism in Eukaryota, Apicomplexa, Conoidasida, Eucoccidiorida, Eimeriidae.